GUAUUAUUGGUCAGCGGGUUCGUACAGUAGCAGACACGAUGAGAGGAGAGUAAAAAUUUAAAGAAAGAAAAGAACUGUAAAAAAAUGCCACGAUAUGACCUGGUGCUCAUCUCUAGGAUAUUAAACAGGGGUAACUACUUUUGCAAGUACUGGAACAUUUUUUUUAGAGGCAAAAGGGAAGGCUAUGUAAACCUGUUACGUCAAACAUGUAAAAGCAUCAUGGACAAGGGAGGUGUUGUACGUAAAUUGGAAAACCUAGGGCAGCAAAAGUUACCUUACAGAAUGAGAGCACAUGCAGACUGGCAUAACCAUGGCAGGUACUUCUUACUGGACUUUGAUAUCAGUGACAAGCAUUUAUCUCAGCUCGGAAAAGAGCUAAAAAUGGAUCCAGAUGUCAUAAGACCUCGAGUCGUGAAAACCCAAAGUAGAUACGAUUCUAGAAAACACGAACACCCUUUGUUAGAAUGUUGGAAGAGUUACAAUCCGCCAAACGCUGUCAAUUAAAGUCAAGAAAAAUGCUUUGCCAACUGUUUGUACGUGGUUAUAUUUCAUAGGCAUCAUUGGAAUGAUAUUUAAAGUUUUUAAUAAGUAAAGGUCAUCCAAGUUUGAA
Messenger RNA from Actinia tenebrosa (Australian red waratah sea anemone), 610 nucleotides. RefSeq names its product small ribosomal subunit protein bS6m. Gene Ontology annotation, molecular function: structural constituent of ribosome; small ribosomal subunit rRNA binding. Gene Ontology annotation, biological process: translation. The record is from RefSeq and is a predicted model, not a curated record. NCBI's taxonomy places the organism in Eukaryota, Metazoa, Cnidaria, Anthozoa, Actiniaria, Actiniidae. Gene Ontology annotation, cellular component: mitochondrial small ribosomal subunit; ribosome.